AUGCUGAAGUGUUUUUACAUAUUGAUUUGGAUAGCAGUUUUCAAGUUGUCUUUUUGUCAACAAAGAACGGGCCAUGAAAGUGUGGCUGGAAAGAAUUACCUGGUGUAUUUUGUGAAAUCUCCGUAUACAAAAAUAGAUGACAAAUCAUGGAUUUGCGCCGGGGCAAUCGUCACGCCUACGCAAAUUCUGACGGCAGCAUCUUGCCUGACCGAGAUGCAGAAAAUAUAUGCUAUAGCCGGAUAUAAGAAAUACGUAAAUGGUGUAGAUAUCGAUAAAGAUAAUUGCACAAGCCGUUAUAAGAAGAAGGUCGUCAAGAUUUCCGUUCCAAAAGAAUAUACUAUAGAUGCCACUGCGAAACAACCUGAUUGGAUCAGCAUAGACAUUGGAAUCGCGCAUGUUCAGGAACCGUAUAGGUUCUCCGACAUGUCCUACCGAAUGUAUUGCUCUUAUGUACCUCAGAGUAUUAUAAUUAACUUUGAAAAAAAUAAUAUGUUUGAAAUAAAUCAAGCCGUGGCACUUGGCUGGGGAGGGAAGCAAGAUGAGUCAUCUAAAGACAUAUUUCUGCAAGAAGCAAACACGACUAUAAUAGAGAAAAGGAUGUGCUCAAAUCUUGUAUCUCGUCCCGAAUCCAUGGAGCUUAUAGAAAAAUAUAUGUUGUGUGCAUCAGGCGAAGGACAGGAAGCAGAAGAUGGUUUAGGGACAACGGCAGUUUCCGUUUCGGAUGACUGUCCUCCCGACAGUAGUGAUCCCAUAUGCUUCGAUGAUUUUAAGUUUAGGAGACUGGGCAUCAACUCAACCAACCUAAGAGAGAUUAUUUCAAGAAGGUCAACUGUAAAAUCGUGUCAGUAUGAUCAUGGUGGCCCACUUAUUUCAUGGAUUGGUACACAAGAGGUCAUAUUGGGAGUGGCAUUGAAUGGCGUGGCUAAGGCAGGCUUUCACUGCACUGGUCCCCGCAUGUAUGUUAGUACAGCAGAAACAGAGACCAUAAUAAAAUGCUUAUUAGAGCAAAACGAAAUGAGACGGAAUACCUGCAAUGGCAAAAUAGAAGACCAAAAGUAUCAAGUCGUGGACAUAGUUAUUAAGUGGCCCGAAGAUGUGGCAUUUAAUUUAUCAACGUUACUAACCAAACAAAAAGGCUCUUUAUUUCUGAGAAAACGAAAUGAGGAACAACCUUUGCAAGUGCGGCCUACUAAAGACCUGGUUAAGAAUGGAGAUCAAGGAAACCCAAGCCAGCUACGAGAGCCGGUAUAUAACCAAAAUGACCAAAAGCCUGCAGACUCAUUCUACCUUAAUCCAGCUAUGGACCAAGGACAAGAAGCGCCAAGCGCACAAUAUGGAAAUCAACAAGGACAAAUGCAGCAAUCACCAACUGAUCUGCAAAAUCAACCGGUAGCGGACCCAUAUAAUCAAGCACAAGUGGGGUCCUUCAAUCAACCACAAGCUGAUGCUUAUAAUCAACAAAUUGCACCCUACAAUCCACCUAAAGUGGACACGUUUGCUCAACAAAAUGACCCUUAUGGCCAAUCACAAUCAUUCAAUCAACCACAAAUGGAAUCGUUUAAUCAACAACCAGCUGAUCCUUAUAAUCCACAACCAAUGGAUUCGUUUAAUCCGCCAUCGAUGGACUCAUAUAAUCAAAAUCCGAUGGAAACACAAAAUCAACCUCCGGUAGAUUUAAAUAAUCAACCACAAUACCAAAGCCAGUCCUCUUUUAAUCCACCUCAAGAUUUUUACAAUCAACCAGAUGCACAGAAACCACCACAAGUCGAUUCAUAUAAUCAACAACAGACAGCUUCAUUUAAACCAGCGCUAGGAAAUGGAAAUAUUAAACCAGAAAUGGACGCAUACAAGCAAGCACAAAGGGAUUUGUAUAGCCAUGGUAAUCAGCCACAAACGCAAUUUAAACAACCACAAGCAGAAUCAGAGCCAAAAAUAGAACCUUUCAGUCAAACAAAAAAUUCAUUUCAGGACCCAUCUAUUCAAUCACCGUUCAAUAACCCUGACAUAGAACCUUUUAAACAAACUGCUGCAUCUGACGCGUAUAACCCGCUAUCAAUCAUAUCAGAAAACCAACCUGAUGAACUCGAUCCGUUUAAAAUUCCAGUGGAUGAACCAUUCAAAGCCUCACCUGUGGAACCGUAUAAACACCCAAGUUCCGAUUCUUCUUAUAAGAAGCAAGAACCAUUCAAGCCCGCACCUGUGGAACCCUACGGACAGCCAAAUGUGCAUCAAGUUGAUUCUGGACGGCCUUUUGACCAAACGCAUGUGCAGCCCGGAGAACAACAACACGUGGAACCAUUUGGCCAGUCGCAAAUGCAGGAAACUUCGACAACAACCGAUCCGAGUCAAUCUCGCAGUUUUCUUCGUUACCAGCAGCAGGGAAGCGACAUGCGUAUGGAACAAGAUCCCUCUCAAGAUAAUUCACAAACUUUCGAGCAAAUGUAUUCACAACUUCAUGCGGGAGGAUCGUCAUCAUUCUCUAAUAAUGCACCAGUAACCGAGCAAACCUUUGAGGAAAUGUACAAGACUCUUCACGAUGAUGGGUCUCAAGACGCAGAAAGGGAGCCGAAAGGAGAGCAAUCAUUUGACAUGAAAAAUGCUGACCAGCCAACGUAUCAAGAAGACUUUAAUCAGCCUACGAUGGAGCAGCCCUCGGCUAGUCAACCCGAAAGACAGUUUGGUCAGCCCUCGUCUGAUCGACCCCAGUAUGGUCAGCCUUCGUUUAAUGAACCACAGAUUGGUCAGCUCCCACUUAAUAUACCUCAGUUUGAUCAGCCCACAUUGAAUCAACCUGCGGUUGACCAACAAUCAUUUCAAAACAAACAACCUGAACAACAAUAUGAUCGAAAUAGCAACGUGCCUCAAGCAGCCGAAGAACGCGGUGAAGUCAAGGUUCGACCCCAAAUGCCUUUGGAAUACCCAGAUUACAUGACUUAUAAUAACCAACCGAACCAAAGAAGGAAGGAUAUUUAAAAAAUAUAAGAACUCGUUUGAAAAUAGUGCUCCUAGUAGUAGUUUCAUAAUAUGGUUAGGUACGGACGGAAUCCUUUCAAAAUGUAACAGUUGAUUUGUAAAUAA
Helicoverpa zea (corn earworm) is the source of this 3078-nucleotide messenger RNA. RefSeq names its product heat shock protein DDB_G0288861-like. Bases 1 to 2973 code for a protein of 990 amino acids. The transcript is spliced from 9 exons. The record is from RefSeq and is a predicted model, not a curated record. Gene Ontology annotation, molecular function: serine-type endopeptidase activity. Lineage: Eukaryota; Metazoa; Arthropoda; Insecta; Lepidoptera; Noctuidae. Gene Ontology annotation, biological process: proteolysis.